Purpureocillium takamizusanense is the source of this 1940-nucleotide messenger RNA. RefSeq lists its product as uncharacterized. The transcript has 3 exons. Gene Ontology annotation, cellular component: fungal-type cell wall. The coding region runs from base 618 to 1145 and encodes 175 amino acids. The record is from RefSeq and is a predicted model, not a curated record. Gene Ontology annotation, biological process: fungal-type cell wall organization. NCBI's taxonomy places the organism in Eukaryota, Fungi, Ascomycota, Sordariomycetes, Hypocreales, Ophiocordycipitaceae. Gene Ontology annotation, molecular function: structural constituent of cell wall.
CGCCUCGUAAAGCACUAAGGCCAAAUUCGAACGUCGUCUCUUAUUACCAAGCCUGCACUUCAUUUUCCGGACAAUCCUGGAUGGCUAGGUGGUUGCCGCCGAACCUCCACCAGAAAGGUAAUUUUAGAAGCUCUAGCAGGUUAUUGACCGCAGAAGCUACAGCCACAAACGUGACAGUCGCCUUCUUUGUAGAGUCAUGGAGAGGCCAGGGAUCAGCAAGUCCAUGUCCUACUCCUACCUCUUCGGUGGUACUACCGUACUAUCAAAGGAGAGAUAAAGUUCAGACUUCCUCUGGGCCCACUGAUCCACCACUGCGCCCCAUGGAGAUAUGCUCAUUGUAGCAUACGGUGAAGUAGCCUUGGCAGCCAACCUCGUUUCCUCUAAUGAAUCAAGCAAUAUCCAUCUACCCGACGAGAGCGGGGGUUUAUUCGUGUUCACAAACUACAGUGUACUACCUCGUAUUAACGUGUCAUUUCGUGGAUGUUGGCAAAAUACUAGGCUACCCUGUCUCAUCCAGAGUGCACAUACGACGACUGUUAAUCGACUGAGAAAAUUUUAUAAAGGGUCGGCCUUUUUCGCUCGCUCCUCACCUGUCCGCAAGACAAGACGUCGUCAAUAUGAAAUUCGGAUCUCUCCUCGUGUACGCUGCGGCCAUUUUACCCUGUGCUUCAGCCGCUCGUAACAGUACCAGUCCUAGAGCCAGCCGUCAUACGUCCUACGUUUCGACGUUGCCCAGCAGUCGCCGAACAGUACUCAGUAGCAGCCGCUCCACAGACUAUGCACACCCUAGCGAAAUCGAGUCUAGGAUUUACACUACCGUUAUUUCCACGGCAUAUACAACAUACUGCCCCAGUCCUACUGUCAUCCCCGUGGGCAACAUAACCUAUACGGUUACCAAGCCGACCACGUUGACUAUCAGCAACUGCCCUUGCACGGUGGUUAAGACCGGAAUUCCUCCUGUCAAGACUAAGAAGUAUUCAGCCUCGACAAGCAGCAGCCGGACGCCAUCUAGCAGCAAUCUCUCGACACACCAUCCACGUCCGAGCAAAAGCAAGGCCAUUUACACCACAGUCAUCUCCACGGCAUAUACAACAUACUGCCCCGUGGGUCAUUGCCGAAAGAGAUAUUAUCGGGCCGUUAGCUAACCAGCUAGCCAGAGUCCUACUAUCAUCCCCGUGGGCAAUAUGACCUAUACGGUGACCAAGCCGACUACAUUGACUAUCACUAACUGCCCUUGCACGGUGACUAAGACUGGAAUUCCUCCUAUCAACACCAAGAAGUCACAGCCACCGGCCAGCCCCAAGCAAACGCAGUCUCCGCCCAGCUCCAAGCAAGACCAACAGGCCCCUCCAUCUUCCAAGCAGCCCCCGAAGCCAACCGCAACUCCACCGGUUGUCGUCAAGGCAGGUGCGGAUACCGUCACGGUCGGGUCUUAUGCCGUGUUUGGCUUAAUUGCGGCUAUGUUCAUUUAAGCUCGACCUUGGCUUCGGGAUGUUGCAUUUGGCAGCAACGGGCCGUCAUGUCUCAUGCCCACGCAUGUGCCAGCCAGACGAGGUAUUUCUAUAUUCGAGUCAAAAGACCCAGCUCCAGAACUCUGGGCGGCAGGCGGGCUGCAGAGAGCCACGUAUGGAUGCCAACCUAUAUAGUCUCUUAGUUGACAAUCAAGGGUUUUGUUGUUGCCCCAUUCAUAGAGGCCCUUCUGCCCGGUCGCCAGUUACUCAUAUGUCGGCGCCGGCGUCGGUGGCAAGAUAGAGAGCGACUGGCGCCAGAAUUCAAGGACCCUGUUAGCGAACUGCUCCGUGAAGCUAUGCUCAAUCCCAGACGUGAACUGUUUUGCGGCUUAGUCAAAUGACUCGUGGAAUGCUUGCAAGAUUGCUAAUUUGGCGUUGUAUGCGUCUGUUUGCUUUUGUAUAAGUCCCACGCAUACAAAGAUGAAUCCC